AUGGACCUCUCUCUGCUCUCACCAAUGCCAUGUACUGAGCUCGCUCUCCUCCUCGAGCCAAAUGCUCCCGCCCAACAACCAGUUUCCUGCCCCAGCGACCUAUCCUCCAUGUAUUGUGGUCUAACAUUUGCCUCGGUAAUCUUUAAUAUAAUUAGAUUUCACCGCAUGAUGUUCUUUACCCCAGCCGAGCAUAGUGUGCUGUCGCGCCGUCGAUUUCCACGAAGUGGCCAGCCCGAGCCGAUUCCCCAAUGUGUCAACGACUACGUCCACUGCGUGAUCCUGUGGGACAUGACCAAUCCACUGCCUCAUCAACACAUCGAGAUCUUUGAGCAAAGGAUUGCGAUUUUGGAGCUGCGGUGGGGCUAUUCUUUAUCAUUUCGUUCCAACAAUUCAUUAAAACUCCUAUUUAUCUGCAAGAUACACGCAAUAGGAAAAGAAACUAACAGAAUAUGGCACAAUGAAAGGAAAAUAAUACUGCUGGAAAUAUUUGUGAGAUCAUGA
Molecule: messenger RNA, 501 nt
Organism: Triticum turgidum subsp. durum (durum wheat)
Lineage: Eukaryota; Viridiplantae; Streptophyta; Magnoliopsida; Poales; Poaceae
Source: the annotation of a GenBank genome assembly